AUUAUUUAUAUAUAAUGACGUUAUGUAUAUAACACAGCGUGACAUAAUUAAAUAAUGCGAGGCAAGCAUUUUAAAAACGUUUUACUGAGUCACGCCAGUCGAACCAAAGAAAAUUUCCCUCCGAAUUACAUUUUUCACUAAAAUAGCAUCUUUAAUAAUUUCUUUUGCCUAUAAAAGCGAGUUGUCAUUGUAAGUAAACCCAUACUGUAAUUUCGAAAGGCAAAGAAGCAUUAUAUCAACGCAAUAGACAUUACUGUAGACACAUUUUGAAACGAAAAAACAAAAUUUGCCAAGAUGCCAGAGCUCAAGGUGACAGGGAAACGUCCUCUCGAGGGCAAAAUCACAAUUUCCGGGGCGAAAAAUGCAGUUUUGCCGCAAAUGGCAGCGAGUUUAUUGACAAACGAAAAGGUUACUUUGACAAAUGUGCCUGACAUUACAGAUGUUGGGGACAUGAAACGCGUACUUGAGGCGUACGGGGUUAGGGUGAAUUGGAAUCGCAGAAAGAGUACUUUAGAACUACAAGCUGAAAAUCCAACUCAGCGCCUACCAGGAACAAAUGUGGGGAAGGCAAUUCGUGCAUCAUUUCUUGUGUUUGGCCCCUUGUUGGCAAGAAACCGCGAAGCCAACGUAUAUCGUCCAGGAGGAUGUAAAAUUCAAAAAGGCGGCAGAAAAGUUGAUUUCCAUAUAGAAGCGAUGGCUGAUAUGGGAGCCAAAAAGAUCAGAGAAGAUAGCCCAGAGACAGAAAAUGGCGUGAUCUCGAUGAAGGCUGUAAACGGCCUAAAGUCAAAGAUAAUUACGUUUAAGAAAAGUUCAGUUGGGGCAACAGAAACUGUUAUGAUGGCAGCCAGUCUAGUGGAAGGGAAAACUGUAAUAAGACACGCAGCAAUUGAACCAGAAAUUUGCGACCUUGCUGAGAUGUUGAGAAACAUGGGCGCAGAGAUUGAGAUUGAGGAAGACGUGAAAAUCAUUGAAGAGAUCACACAGUUUGGAAUAACAGAAGAGAUAGAAAAAUGGAAUGUGAUCAGGGUUGAAGGGCAAGAGUCUCUGACAGAGGUAACUCACAAAGUCAUGCCAGACAGGAUUGAGUUUGGAACAUACGCUAUAGCUGCUGCAAUGAACAAUGGUAAAAUUCAACUUGAGGUUGAAGACGAUAUGAAAGAAUCUAUGCUAAAAGCAAUACGCCAACCUCUUCUUGAUGCGGGAGUUAAGAUAGAUGAAGCAAAUAGUGAUAUUGUGGAAGUAUCCCUCAAGAAUAACGUUAUUACUCCGGUGGAUGUCCAAACGGGUCCAUACCCAGCAUUUCCCACCGACCUUCUACCCCAGUGGGUCACAUUCAUGACACAAGCUCAAGCUACAGAUAUCAAAGCACACACCAUCAUGCGUGACACAAUCUUCCACGAUCGUUUCAAAUUUGUGAAGGGUUUGAAGGAGAUGAAAGCAAAAAUUGACGAGAUCAAAGAAUAUCAAAUGGAGUCAAAUGAAGAAAUUAAAAAGCAUCGCAUACAUGCAGGUUCAGCGCUGUCUGGAGCUCGCGUCCAGGCUACUGAUUUGCGCGGUGGAGCUGCGCUGGUUCUUGCUGCCUUGGUUGCCAGAGGCUCAACUGUUGUAGAACAGUUUGAGAACGUCAAUCGUGGUUAUGAAGAUAUGGUCGGAAAAUUGAAUGCAUGUGGUGCCAAGUUGGAGAUAAGCCUUCCUCAGAGCCGUCCUGGUCACGAUGGUGGACCUUUCUAACUACUUUUUGAACACUUCCUAUGACUUGCAUGCCAAUUACCUUUUAACAAUAUAAUUUUUGUUCUUCGUCUUAAUUUGUCGCACAUUUUAGCGUACCUUAGCACUAUCAUUUUAUUGUAAUUUUUCCAAAUUUCCUGGAAUAAAUUUUCAUUCAAUAAAGAAUUAUCACAGUCAGUUCCUAAA
Messenger RNA from Dendronephthya gigantea, 1914 nucleotides. Its product is annotated as UDP-N-acetylglucosamine 1-carboxyvinyltransferase-like. The coding region runs from base 295 to 1731 and encodes 478 amino acids. Gene Ontology annotation, biological process: UDP-N-acetylgalactosamine biosynthetic process. The record is from RefSeq and is a predicted model, not a curated record. Lineage: Eukaryota; Metazoa; Cnidaria; Anthozoa; Malacalcyonacea; Nephtheidae. Gene Ontology annotation, molecular function: UDP-N-acetylglucosamine 1-carboxyvinyltransferase activity. The transcript is spliced from 5 exons.